UGUUUAUUAUAUGUAUUGUGAAUAAUUACCAUAAUCAAGAAAAUUAACAUACCUCUCAACCCAUACAUCUGACCUUUUCCUCUGCCUGAUAAGAACACUUACAGACAACUUCCUACCGACAUCAUCAUUCACUCUAGAUGCCACCCUGCAUGUAUGUAAUGUCUCUAGAACUGUGGAACACAUCAUCUGUAAAUAUAAGUCUGUGUGCUGAACAAUCCCCCGCCCCUGUCUGCACCCAGUUACCAUCGUACAUUCUGGUGCUACUGUGUGAUUCUUUUUAGAGUCACACAAUAAGUGAGACACUCCCCUUAGCAGGAUGAUACUGUCCAGAUUAGCCAUUUGUUAUACAUGGUGAGAUUUCCUUCUUUUUGAAGUCUGAACAAUAUUCUCUCUUAGCGAUUGCAAAUAAUGCUUCAAUGAACAGGGAGAGGGGAGUAAAUAGAUCUUUUAAAUAGUGGCUUUAUUUCUGUUUGGUAAAGAUCCAGAUGUGGGAUUAUUGGAUCACAUGGUAGUUCUAAUUAGUAAUUUUUUGAAGAUCUUCGGCAUUAUUUUCCAUAAUAGCUAUAUCAAUUUCCCUUCUCACCAAUAGAGUACACUCUUCUUUAUCCUCCACACCCUUGUUGAUGCUUGUAAUCUUUUGACUUUCUGAUAAUCGCCAUCCUAACAGGCAUGAGCUGGCAGCUCCUUAUGGUUCUGAUUUGCAGUUACCCUGAUGGCCAGUGAUGUUGAGUGUCUUCUCACAUCCCUUCAGCCACAGUUGAACGUUCAAACCAGCAGUUCAAAGCACGUCCUUCCCUUGUCGACUCAUACAUUUACCACAACUCCCUAGCCCAAUGUGGGAUCCAGACAAAUAAAUAGAUAGUAGCAAGCCAGCGUGACAAGGGCCCAGAAAUGUGAAGCCAUCGAAGAGGGUGGGGUGGUGGAAACACCCAGGAUAGUUUUGGGAGAUCAGGGUGGGCUUCUUGUAGGAAUAGGAUUGUGUAAGGGAGGUAGGAAUCUUUGAAUGAAUAAGGUUUUUCCUAAGGUAGGUAGAGAUAGACAAAUAGCCAAGCAAUGAUGCUGUUAGACACAGAAAUGCAGCAGACACACACAUAUAUUUUGUAUCUUUCUUUAGCUGAAAAGAAUAUUCUCCUGUGCACAAAUUUAAGUUUGAGCAGUCUAGAGCAUUGUCCACCAGAACCACAGAGUGGCCGGAACACACACACACACACACACACACACACACACACACACACACACACACACCCUGGAACUUAAGGGUAGAUUCCUGUCUGCCGAACAAACCUAGAAAGUCCUGGUGACAGGUGGUUUAUGGCUAGAGAUUCGCUUCCCAGUGGCAAUUAUCAGUCUCCCCCUCACUACUUUCCUGUUUUAUUUCCUUCCAUGCUGGAGCAAACCCAGGCUGAGAAGCGGCACCCGCCUGAAUUAGUCAGGGUGCCUGAAGAGGGAGGAGAAACGUGCAUCUUGUAUGGGCUGGUGGGAGGGAAAGAGAAAUCUAAAAUGCCAAAGCAGAAAGUAACCCUCGGACAAACACUUUAUGAACCGCAGAGUGGAACAAAUAACGAUAUAAAUGAUAUUUUUGUCGAUAGUUCGAAAGCAGAAACUAGGGAAGCUACAGUUGCAGGAUGACUGUUCUUCUCCAGGCUUCCACCUAGGCCGCGGAUCCCUCCUAGCUGCAGCCCUGGUCAAGGCCUGGGGGGGCGUGUCUGAGGGGCGGGGCCGCAUGGAAGGGAGGAAUAAAAAAAAAAAAAAAAAACCUAAGUAAUUAGCAUCCCCCGAUUCCAUUGGCUCUUCGACGGCCCUGCUUUGCAUGCGCCCGCCCUCUGACUGCUUGGUUUGCUGGGGCUCAGCAGGGUUUUGCAGCCGCCUGGCUACAGCGCUUUAGUGCGGGGCGGGAGCUCAAGAGAACCGCGGCCCGGAUCCCGGAGCCGGGGGAGCCCGUAGCCCGCCGAGCUGCGGCGGCCGUAUCUGGGGCGAUCUAGGUCCUAUCGACACUGUGGCCGGCUCUCGGAGGCUUCUGCAUCCGUCUGGUCCCAGGGAGGAGAGGACCAGACACUUUUAUUUUGGAUGAAAGGCGCGGGUCCUGGCGGGAGCUUCCUUCCCGGCCUGGCUCGCGGCUCAGUGCGCCCUCGCUCUGGCCCCGACUCCAGAAGAUGACUUCAGGUUCCGCCGUGUAUCUUCCCGUGGUGACGGCUCGGGGAGACAGGCGAAAGUAGUGACACUUGCUGGCAACGCCAGGUGGGAAAGUGAGCCUAGGCGACGUGGAGCCCCGCUGUCCCCGAGGACCCCGGUGCCCACAGAUCCUUGCCUUUCCUUCCCCUCGGCUCCACGGCGGCUGCAGCAUGAAGUGGCGCAGCGAUGGCCAGGAGAGGUAAGAAGCCUGUGGUGCGAACGCUGGAAGAUCUGACGCUGGACUCGGGUUAUGGUGGCGCGGCGGACUCUGUGCGCUCCUCCAACUUGUCUCUGUGCUGUUCUGACUCUCACCCGGCGUCCCCGUAUGGCGGGAGCUGCUGGCCGCCUUUAGCUGACUCCAUGCACAGCCGGCACAACAGCUUUGACACCGUCAACACUGCCCUGGUGGAAGACUCCGAGGGGCUGGACUGCGCCGGUCAGCACUGCUCGCGGUUGCUGCCGGACCUCGACGAGGUCCCCUGGACCCUCCAGGAACUGGAGUUGCUGCUGCUGCGCUCGCGGGAUCCCCGGGCAGGCCCAGCGGUCCCCGGCAGCCUGCCCAAGGACGCGCUGGCCAAGCUCUCGAUGCUGGUAAGCCGGGCUCUAGUGCGCAUCGCUAAAGAGGCGCAGCGCCUGAGCCUGCGCUUCGCCAAGUGCACCAAGUACGAGAUCCAGAGUGCCAUGGAGAUCGUACUGUCCUGGGGCCUGGCGGCUCACUGCACCGCUGCCGCGCUGGCCGCGCUGUCCCUCUAUAACAUGAGCAGCGCUGGCGGCGACCGCUUGGGCCGUGGCAAGUCGGCGCGCUGCGGCCUCACCUUCUCCGUGGGCCGCGUGUACCGCUGGAUGGUGGACAGCCGCGUGGCGCUGCGCAUCCACGAGCAUGCCGCCAUCUACCUGACCGCCUGUAUGGAGAGUCUCUUCCGGGACAUCUACUCGCGGGUGUUGGCCUCCGGGCUACCUCGUAGCUGUAGCGGUCCUGGCCCUGGCUCCAGCUCCGGUUCUGGCCCAGGCCCCGGCUCAGGCCCCGGAGCCCCUGCAGCGGAUAAGGAGCGCGAGACUCCGGGAGGGGGAGCGGCGAGCGGUGGCCCUUGCAGCGCAGCCAGCAGCGCCAGCGGGGGCAGUAGUUGUUGCGCCCCGCCAGCCACGGCGGCGACCGCAGUCCCGCCAACCACAGCCACCGCCGCCGUCGCCGCCAACCAUCAUCACCACCACCACACGCUUCACGAAGCGCCCAAAUUCACCGUGGAGACCCUGGAGCACACGGUCAACAACGACUCGGAAAUCUGGGGGCUCUUGCAGCCCUACCAGCACCUCAUCUGUGGGAAGAACGCCAGUGGUGUGCUGAGCCUGCCAGAGAGCCUGAACCUGCACCGAGACCCACAGCGGCCCAGCAAGCCGGGAGAGCUCCCCAUGUUCAGCCAGUCAGAGCUGAGGACCAUCGAGCAGUCCCUGCUGGCCACACGGGUGGGCAGCAUCGCCGAGCUCAGUGACCUUGUGUCCCGGGCGAUGCACCAUCUACAGCCCCUCAAUGCGAAGCACCACGGUAAUGGCACGCCCAUGCACCACAAGCAGGGGGCGCUCUACUGGGAGCCAGAGGCCCUGUACACGCUCUGCUACUUCAUGCACUGCCCGCAGAUGGAGUGGGAGAAUCCCAACGUGGAACCUUCCAAGGUCAACCUCCAGGUGGAAAGGCCCUUCCUCGUGCUGCCCCCUCUCAUGGAGUGGAUCCGAGUGGCCGUGGCGCAUGCCGGCCACCGCCGCAGCUUUUCUAUGGAUAGCGACGAUGUCCGCCAAGCCGCCCGGCUGCUGCUUCCGGGAGUGGACUGCGAGCCGCGCCAGCUCAAGGCGGACGACUGCUUUUGUGCUUCUCGGAAGCUGGACGCCGUGGCCAUCGAAGCCAAGUUCAAGCAGGACUUGGGCUUCCGGAUGCUGAAUUGUGGACGGACCGACCUGGUGAAGCAGGCAGUGUCUUUGCUGGGGCCGGAUGGAAUCAACACCAUGAGCGAACAGGGUAUGACCCCCUUGAUGUACGCCUGCGUCCGUGGGGACGAGGCAAUGGUGCAGAUGCUGCUGGAUGCCGGAGCUGACCUGAAUGUGGAGGUUGUCAGUACUCCUCAUAAAUAUCCAUCCGUCCACCCCGAGACCCGCCAUUGGACGGCUCUGACUUUUGCUGUGUUGCAUGGACAUAUUCCUGUAGUUCAGCUCCUCCUGGAUGCUGGGGCCAAGGUGGAAGGCUCUGUGGAGCAUGGCGAGGAGAACUAUUCAGAAACUCCCCUCCAGCUUGCAGCCGCUGUUGGUGUCCCAUGGACUCUACACACAUGGCUGGAGUCACUUCGGAUUGCCUUCCAGCAACACCGCAGACCUCUCAUCCAGUGUUUGCUCAAGGAGUUCAAGACCAUUCAAGAGGAGGAGUACACAGAGGAGCUAGUCACCCAAGGCCUGCCCCUGAUGUUUGAGAUCUUAAAAGCAAGCAAGAAUGAAGUGAUCAGCCAGCAGCUGUGCGUCAUCUUCACACACUGUUACGGUCCCUACCCCAUCCCCAAGCUCACGGAGAUCAAGAGGAAGCAGACCUCACGCCUGGACCCUCAUUUUCUUAACAAUAAAGAGAUGUCCGACGUGACCUUUCUGGUAGAGGGAAGACCCUUCUACGCUCACAAAGUGCUCUUGUUCACAGCCUCUCCCAGGUUCAAGGCCCUCCUCUCCAGCAAGCCAACAAAUGACAACACCUGCAUAGAGAUUGGCUACGUGAAGUAUCCCAUCUUCCAGCUCGUCAUGCAGUAUCUCUACUACGGUGGCCCAGAGUCACUUCUCAUUAAAAACAAUGAGAUCAUGGAGCUUCUGUCUGCUGCUAAAUUUUUCCAGCUGGAGGCUCUGCAGCGACACUGUGAGAUUAUCUGUGCAAAAAGCAUCAAUACUGACAACUGUGUGGAUAUCUACAGCCACGCCAAGUUCCUUGGGGUGACAGAGCUCUCGGCGUACUGUGAAGGCUACUUUCUUAAAAAUAUGAUGGUCCUUAUUGAAAACGAAGCGUUCAAGCAGCUCCUGUACGACAAAAAUGGCGAAGGGGCGGGCCAGGAUGUGCUUCAGGACCUACAGAGGACGUUGGCCAUUAGGAUUCAGUCUAUCCACCUGUCGUCUUCCAAGGGUUCCGUGGUAUGAGACGCCCCACGAGGCAAUGGUCCCCAGGAGCAAGGUUUCUGGCUCCCUUCUGCAUUGGCACCACAAAAACACAAAAAUUGUUCCUGGUGUCUGUCUGUCUGUACUGGGCCAAGGAGCUGCCUCCACUGCCUCAGCUACUCUCCGGUCAGUGAACUUGGCUUCCGUGUGCUCCUGAGCGAAGAACCGUCCACGCGUCUGCAGGUUAGAUUGUAGCAGAGGCCAGAACCUGCAGGCCAACUCACAGCAACCAAGCCCCCUCCAGUGCCCCGGAGCCAUGGGCACCUGCUGCCAAGGACCAUGAUCUAGCAGACGGACCAAGGCUUAGAGAUCUCUGCUUCCUGGUUGACUGAUGAAAACCUCAGUAGUAUGACCUUGAAAAGCAUCACAUCACCCACGAAUGACCUUGGAGGCUGUACUUGCCCAGGCAUCAGCCCUGGUGGCUAGUUGUUGAUGCCAUUGCCCGGCAUGAGGAAGUCACAUGGCCAAUUUUUAGGGGUGGGAACUUUUUAAAAAAAAUGUUCAUGUCUAGCAAACACAGAGCAGUCUCGUAGUUUCGAAUAUAUUUCUAAAAGCUUAACAGUUCAUUUUCGACUGAAUUGUGUUUAGGGAAUCUGUGUUUGGGGUUCUUUUCAUUUUUUUUUAAGAUAGUGAGUUGCAGGUCCGUGCCGUGUAAACUUGCAUCUGACAAAUUCCUGCUGAUACUAUACAAGGUCACAUAUUCCUGCCUUAGUGAUUCGAUCAUGGUUCCACAAAAGAGGUGCACUGCCAAUUAUCUCUAAUUAUCUCGAAUCUAAUAGUUGACAAUAACCUGCAUGCUGAUUGUGGUUUGGGGGUGAGACUAGGGCACCCCCACAUAACAAAACAUGCAUUUGCAUGGACCAAACCUGUACAACAUCAUGUUUGUGCUUUGUUUUCUUUUGCCAAAGUGAGAUAUGUUCUCUCGCUUCUCGCUAAAAGCCCACUUGGUGAAACAAACAUAUCUGUUUCUUUUCCUGAUCACGAAUGGCUCUGGGGAUACUUUUGCAGAAACGUGUUCAUUUCUGAUAACUGAGUGGGGGUGGGGGAGCACGUCAGAGAAUCUACUAUUAAUCUCAGAGCUUUAUCUGUAUUCUCAGAAGAUGUUCAUAGUUUGUUACUAGCCAGAGAGUAUGACUAUGUUAGAUUAUUUUUAAAGAUGAAAAGUGUAAGAUAGGCUUGACACUCUCUGGAUUCUGAGAGUGUGCAGUCUGCAAUUAUCUAUGAUGAAAGUUUAUAUUGACAGGGUUGUGUUUACUCUGCCAUAUAAUAUAUAUACAUAGAUGUAUAUAUAUAUGCAAAAGAGAUUGGUAAAGUGCCACAAUACUCCAAAUAAUUCUUGAGUUGCGGCCCUUUUUUUCUUUCCUUGUUCUUUAUUUUUAAUCCUAGAUACAUUAAGGUAAAAGCUAGGAGAAUGGCUUUUGUCUUUUGGGAUGGCCAAGUUUUGUUGAUAACCCCAUUUCCUAGCAUGAUUUUUGGGAAGUUACGCCAAACCCUAGAGUCUACAGGAACUUGUAUCCUUCGCCUGUUGUCCUACUCCCUCAACACCUGUCAAGGACCCACGUCAAGUCUCGUUUCAUGGGUGUGGUGUGCAAGGUACCCAGUCUGAGUCUAUCUGCAGCAUCAACUCCUUUGUGAUGCAGGCCCCCGAGGCCUCUCUCUUCCAUGUAGUCAUCCAUGAGCCUACCCAGCCCUACCAUCAAAUGAUUAUGGGAGCAACUGCUUGAGGUGACAACCAAGUCACAGACACAAGAGUGACACACUGUCGCUUGCCUUCAGGGAUGCUGCUCUCUAACCCAGCUGGUUCUCUGUGGAUGUCGAACACUCUCUGGACCUCCAGGUGUUGAUCUGUACAUUGGUAACUCCCACCUAGACCUCUGUUCAGUUUGGUGUGCUUUCUCUGCCAUUAAAAGAAAUUAUUUCCCACA
Mus musculus (house mouse) is the source of this 7274-nucleotide messenger RNA. RefSeq names its product ankyrin repeat and BTB domain containing 3 (gene Abtb3). The transcript is spliced from 15 exons. The record is from RefSeq and is a predicted model, not a curated record. NCBI's taxonomy places the organism in Eukaryota, Metazoa, Chordata, Mammalia, Rodentia, Muridae. Gene Ontology annotation, molecular function: protein heterodimerization activity. Gene Ontology annotation, cellular component: membrane; nucleoplasm. The coding region runs from base 2359 to 5331 and encodes 990 amino acids.